AUAUAACUGAUAUAACCACGAGGAUUGGAGAUGGGAGCCCCAGCGUCAGCCACGCCAGAGUUCGACUCGGCGCUCGAAGCGACGUUGAUUCAAAUGGUAGAAGACCGGCCACUAAUAUGGGAUGUGACCCACCCAUCCUAUCACAAGAAGACAACGAAAGAAAAGGCGUUCAGAGAUAUUGCCAUCGCCCUGGGCUUCGACGGCAACGUGGAAAAAGUGAAGAACAAAUGGGCAAAUAUGCGGUCCCAGUACCAGAGGGAAAACCGCAAGGUCAAGGAUUCGAGCCGCUCUGGUGCUGGGGCCGAUGACAUCUUUGUUCCAAAGUGGGCGCACUACAAGAAAAUGAGGUUCUUGUCGGCUGGGGCUCCUGAAGCCCAAAGCGAGUCGACACUCGAGACCUCCCAGGAGGAAGUGGAUGAUAGCCUCGAGCUGAUUUAUGAGCCGAGUGAAGAAGCUGUGCAGUCAGCGCCUCCACCCUCCAAGAAGAACUGCCGCCGCACGGAGGAGGCGGCACCGAACAGGGCGGUGCUGCUGCAGGCAGCUGUCGACAGCUUGAACGCUGCCAAGGAGCCGCCGCAGCCGGACGAGUGCAGAAGCUUCGGCGUUAUGAUGGAGUGCUGCGCCCGCAGCAUACCCAGGGGUGCGGACAGGCAGAUGGCCAUGCUGGCCGCCCACAGAAUCAUGGUGGAAAACUCAAUCGCAGCCAGUUUGGUCGUGGUGCCUGAAGGAGAAAAUUAA
This is a messenger RNA of Ixodes scapularis (black-legged tick), 738 nucleotides long. RefSeq lists its product as uncharacterized. Lineage: Eukaryota; Metazoa; Arthropoda; Arachnida; Ixodida; Ixodidae. The record is from RefSeq and is a predicted model, not a curated record. The coding region runs from base 31 to 738 and encodes 235 amino acids. Gene Ontology annotation, biological process: regulation of transcription by RNA polymerase II. Gene Ontology annotation, cellular component: transcription regulator complex; nucleus. The transcript is spliced from 3 exons.